Molecule: messenger RNA, 1332 nt
Organism: Triticum turgidum subsp. durum (durum wheat)
Lineage: Eukaryota; Viridiplantae; Streptophyta; Magnoliopsida; Poales; Poaceae
Source: the annotation of a GenBank genome assembly
AUGGUGGUGGAGGGAUACGAAGCCGACAAGAACAUCCAGAUAUGGAAGGUGAAGAAGCUGAUCAAGGGGCUGGACGGGGCGAGGGGCAACGGCACGAGCAUGAUCUCGCUCAUCAUACCGCCGCGCGACCAGGUGUCCCGCGUCGCCAAGAUGCUGGGCGACGAGUACGGGACCGCCUCCAACAUCAAGAGCCGGGUGAACCGCCAGUCCGUGCUGGCCGCCAUAACCUCCGCCCAGCAGAGGCUCAAGCUCUACAGCCGGGUGCCCCCCAACGGCCUCGUGCUCUACACGGGCACCGUCGUCACCGACGACGGCAAGGAGAAGAAGGUCACCUUCGACUUCGAGCCCUUCCGGCCCAUCAACGCGUCGCUCUACCUCUGCGAUAACAAGUUCCACACCGAGCCGCUGAACGAGCUCCUCGAGUCCGACGACAGGUUCGGCUUCAUCGCCAUGGACGGCAACGGCACGCUCUACGGCACGCUGAGCGGCAACAGCCGGGAGGUGGUGUACAAGUUCAGCGUGGAUCUGCCCAAGAAGCACGGGCGGGGAGGGCAGUCGGCGCUCCGGUUCGCGCGCCUGCGUAUGGAGAAGCGGCACAACUACCUGCGCAAGGCGGCCGAGCUGGCCACGCACUUCUUCACCAACCCCGCCACCAACCAGCCCAACGUGGUCGGGCUCAUCCUGGCCGGCUCCGCCGAUUUCAAGACCGAGCUGGGCAAGUCCGAGAUGUUCGACCAGCGGCUCCAGGCCAAGAUAAUCAAGUCGGUCGACGUGUCGUACGGCGGGGAGAGCGGCUUCAACCAGGCCAUUGAGAUGUCUGUGGAGGUCCUCUCCGAGGCCAAGUUCGUCCAGGAGAAGAAGCUCCUUCGCAAGUACUUCGAGGAGAUAAGCCAGGACACCGGGAAGUACGUCCUGGGCGUGCAGGACACCAUGGCGGCCCUCGAGAUGGGCGCGGUCCACACGCUGAUCGUGUGGGAGAACCUCGACGUCAGGCGGUACGAGCUGAAGAACUCCGCCACGGGGGAGACGGUGGUGAAGUACAUCAACGGCGGCCAGGAGGCGGACCAGAGCAACCUCGGUGUCGACGAGGCGGCGUGCGGGGAGCUGGACGUCGUCGACAGGGUGCUGCUGCUGGAGUGGUUCGCCGAGAACUACCAGCAAUACGGCUGCAAGCUGGAGUUCGUCACCAACAGGUCCCAGGAAGGAUCGCAGUUCUGCCGGGGCUUCGGCGGCAUCGGCGGGAUCCUCCGCUACCCGGCGGACGUCGCCGCCUACAACGACGACGACGACGACGACAUGCUGGAUGACGACGUCUAUGAAGGCCUCGAAUAG